Molecule: messenger RNA, 1821 nt
Organism: Cucumis melo (muskmelon)
Lineage: Eukaryota; Viridiplantae; Streptophyta; Magnoliopsida; Cucurbitales; Cucurbitaceae
Exons: 8
Coding region: 408-938 (176 amino acids)
Molecular function (GO): protein binding
Source: RefSeq, a predicted model, not a curated record
UAUGUUUUUGUCUUGCAUUUAUUUAUAAAGAAAAGAAGGAAAAUAAGUUUACUCCUUCCCUAACGCCCGCGCGACUUCAGUCUUCUUCUUUCUUCUUGAACGCACACCAGUCGCCCCCUCACUUGGCAAUCCCUCAUCUCUUAGUUUCACGUCCGGUCGCCGCUAUCAACGUCUAGGAUCUCCGUCGCCUUUCACAGUCGAUUGGAGCCAGCCGCCGACCACAGGUUCUACCGUGCCACUCCUCUCUGUUUCAUGCCAAGCCAGUCGUCCGCCGCCCGGCUUUCAGUGCGUCGUUUUCUACGUUCGGCUUCAUAUCAGCACGCCGUCCGACCCCCAUCGUAUUUGGUCCUUUCAAGUGAAUUGCAGUUGUGAAGGUUUCAUGGUAAGUUACUGCAACAUCAACGGCUAUGUUCACUAACGACCAGAGGCAAGCUGAGCGAACUGGAAAGUAUGGAACUCCAAGGCUCCAGUACCUCCAGGAAUUAGUGAAUGAAUUUCAGAGCUCAACUAGUCAAGAAACAAAAGAAAGACUUGUUGCAAAUUUGGCAAACUUUUCUUAUGAUCCUUACAAUUAUUCCUUCUUACGCCAGCUAAAUGUUCUGGAGCUUUUUUUGGACUGCAUGACAGAGCCAAAUGAGAAGCUUGUUGAAUUUGGUAUUGGAGGGAUCUGCAAUUCUUGUGUUGACCCUGCUAAUGCUUCUAUUAUAACUCAAUGUGGUGGAAUUCCCCUCAUCAUAGAAUGCUUGUCAAGUCCUGUAAAAAACACCGUGAAUUAUGCACUUGGCGCCAUAUAUUACCUUUGCAAUGCAUCAAACAAAGAAGAGAUUAUGAAACCAGAAGUUGUAGAUGUCAUCAACAGAUACGCAGUGGCUGAGAGUGUGAGCUUUAGUAAUCUGGCUAAAGCAAUUCUGGACAAGCACCUAUCUAACAGAAAUUGAAACUCAACAUCCUCGAUGGCUAAUUGGCUGAAAUCGCAUUGCUGGAAAAGGGAUGCGAUGUGAAUGAAGUGGUCUUAUGUGAGACCCUAAUCCGCAUAAAGGGAGCCCUAUUGAAGAGAAGCCUUGUUGAAAAGUCAUUUUGGCUAAGUAUAAAUAAGGGACAUUCUGCAAGGAAAAAUGCAAUUGAAGAAAGGCAACGUGAGAAGAAAAUACUUGAAAUUAAGUGCUGAAUGUGUUAAAGCAAGGCAGCUCGAUAGGAUUAAUUGGCGAAGAAGAAGAUUGCGGUUGAUGCGAAGAACUAGACGUUUGGGUAGUAAUACGAGGAGAAGUAUCUACGCCUAAAUGUCGUUGCGAUGAGAUAGACGUUCGUAUGAGGUGACUGAACGACCCUCUGAGGGAAAGUAAAUGUUUUAUUGUUUUCCGAGAAGAGAGUCAGGCGAUAAAUAAUUGAGCAUUCUAAGGAGAUAAGGUUAGCGUUUCAAAGAAAAUGUCUAAUAAUGAGUGACAGCUGGCAAUGUGUUGAACUUAGAAUGGUUGUAUGGCAUAAUGAGUGGUAGCUUGACACGUGUAAAGCGUGGAGAUGACCCACCGAUGUGAAAGGUCACUAUAAAUAGGACCAACAAGGCUGAAAGAAAGGAGGAGGAGAUGCUAAACAUUCUGAUACUUUGUUAAGAGAAAGUAUCGAGUGUUGAAUGGCCGGUUGAGGGAAACCACUAGGUGAAAACUUGAAAAAGCCGAGAGAAAAAAGGGGAAAGAGUUGAGGCUAAGCAUUUCUGUGAGUGAUCUUUGUAAUUAAAUGAAUAUUUGCAAAUGAUUCUUGUAGAUGGAAGAAUGUUUUAUAUGUAUUGAAAGUAUUUAUUGUAAUCUUACGCUCGAUGCUUAU